CUGAAGGGAGAGCGGGAGCAUUCAAGGCUAAGCCACUGGCAGCUAAAUAAUACACCAUCUGGCGCAUUCACAUUAAUCCAACUUGCCGACUUCCGAUCUUCUCCAUCUUCACACAAAUUGUGUAGCCGAUGCCAACACAUCCUCACGUAACAAGAGGAUAAUCGCAUUCAGAUCACUCCAUACGCCAUACGCCAUACGCCAUACGCAAGCGAUACUCGUACAACUCGCUGCGCUCACCACCAUAAACUCUUGUCAUAUCCACCAUGGCGCGAAUACCUUGGUCUACCCAGAUUCGAAAUGCUCGAGAUACGGCUGAGCAGGUUUCCCUCUUGAGAACGCUGAAGAAUGAAUUUGUUGGCCACCCAUUGAAAAAAGAAGCAGCUGUGGCAGCAGGAGUACUGGAGCCCGUCGUCCGCUUGACGUUCAACAAGACUGGCAGCAGAAGUAAUGGGAAAUCCCACGACCAAACCUCAACUCCCACCUCGAUAUCUCAGCCACUGAGCGAGGAGGAGGCUGUUCGGUUCCAAGGACUGCAGGUCCUUGCCAGUCUUGCGCUGGGUGAGGAUAUCCGGAGCUCCCAGUGGCAUUACUUGGUAUAACAUGAUGCUAAUAGCUUCUUAGGAGGUCCUGCUUUCCUUCCCCCAUUACAUGCUGCUUCGGUUUUACCUACGAUCCUGUCGAACCUCUGUCCUUCGAAUAACCCAGCACAGCUUGUCCUAGCUUCCCUUCGUGUCAUUUCGAAUCUUGCAGACUCGUCAGCCUUGUCAUGCAAUGCAUACGCCAUAAACACAAGUGUUAUUGCGAACUCGCUCUUUACCCGCCGAAACGUCUCCUUCCUAGCGCAUAUAAUAUCCCAGGUGUCUGCAUCUUCGACGGUCCACUGCCAGAUAUCUCUUGCGUCCUCCAUAAUAGGAAGGAUAUGCCGUGAGGAACGUCAUCAGCAAAUACUGGCAAUUUCGGGGGUUCUGGAUGCCCUAGCUACGAAAUAUGCUGGAUUUGUUGUCGCAGAAGGAUUGGUUAUACCCGGCGCGGAAAUCUUGGCUCAAAGAGACGGACUGCGAGAAUAUAUUCCCCCACCUACACCCCGUACCGUGGGCCUAGCGGUAAUACUAGAAGCAAUCGCGACGAUCAUUGCAAACUCCAAGUUCAGAGCCUCGCAGCUGUUAUACUCCCCUUCUAUUCUUGCGGUCUUGCCAACCACUCAGUCCCCAGAGUUCGUGGCUUCCCAAUCUGUGCGCGCUGCUUGGAACGCUUUUAAUGUUGCCGGUUUAAGUGGCCGCCAGAGUCAACUUAAUGCCGUGGACUACCUUCUGCCCUAUGUGCCCCUUCAUCAAUUCAAGUCUUCUACUUCUCAAGUGUCUGCCUUCCCUCCACUUGGAUCGUUCAGCUCAAGAGAACCGCUAGUCCCCACUGGGCGAUCAAUAACCAAAUUUCCCGGGGCAAGCAUUGCCAAUUGGGGCGGUUCUAGUGGGAUUGAAUCAGGAACAGCAUUUGAAGACCUAUCUCCAAUAGAUUCCGAAGAAUUGGAAAGUCCCCUCAUACCAAACCUGAUAUUGACCAUUAGGAAUAAACGAGGAAUGGAACGCUUGAUGGCUGCUUCGGUUUUGACUGUUCUCUAUAGAGCUGGUUUGGCAAACAAGACCAGGGAGACAUAUAUUGGUCUUUUGGUCAUUCCUCUCCUAGUACAGAUGCUUGACGAUAGUAUUGGACCAACCAAAGGUAAGGACAUUUUCGCUGAUGAGGAGGCGCAAAAUAUGGAUCGAGCGAUCAAAGAAAGAGCACCUGCUGUUCUCUCCAUGCUUAUCACCGACAGCAAAUAUCUGCAAAAGGCCGCCUUUGAUGCAGGUGUCGUUGGUAAGCUUGCUAAGAUGCUGAAAGUGUCCUAUGAUCCUGUUGUUGACAUCCCCAAUACACAUGCUUGGUCUCCGCGCAGCAAUGAUGAGAUGAUAUAUGAAACAUCAGAUGCGGAUCUUCGCGGUUACUCUCCCUUCUUAUUCCACAAGAUCAAAAUCAGGGAGAGCACGUUAAAAGCUAUAGCCGCACUCGUGCCCUUCAAAGACGAAUAUCGCAAGGCAAUCGUUGAACAGGGUACGAUACCAUAUAUUGUCGUAUCAUUGAGCUCGAAGCCGGGCAAACCUUCGCCUAAAGGCACGGAGAACGGCGACAAAACAUCAGAUGACUCGGCCGAUAACAAGAAACAAGCUUACGGAAUCAAUACUGUUGAUGUUUUGAUUGCAGCUUGCGGUGCUAUCAGAGCGUUGUCUCGUUCUGUUGGUAUUCUCAGAACGACUUUGAUAGAUAGCGGGGUUGCGAUGCCAGUAUUCCGCCUUCUUCAACAUCCUGACAUCGAGGUUCAAACUGCAGCUACAGCAACUGUCUGCAAUUUGGUGACCGAUGUCAGUCCAAUGCGCAUGGUGAGUAAGAAAUACCGAUGUCUGUGGGACAACACUAAUCCGUUUGACAGGUCAUCGCCGAUGCAGGUGUUUUGAAGAUACUGUGUGCGCAUGCACAUUCUAUGAAUGCGAAAUUACGUUUGAAUGCAGUCUGGGCUCUGAAGCAUUUUGUUCAUUCUGUGCCUAAUGACGACAAGAUGAAAUGUCUGGAAGAGCUUGGGCAAGGCUGGCUUGUCAGACUCAUUUGUGAUGAUACAGAGGAUGAAGCGUUGUCGUCGUUGAGGGGAAAGGGGGAAAUGUUCGACGGAGUCGAUGAUGAUAUUGACAUGGAUAUCGAGGAAGUCAUGAGUCCUGGAUUCAUAGCCUCCUGUCGUCCUAGUCCGCCAAGAAGCAAUCGAAGCAAGUCCAUUCAACAGGCAGAGCUUCGACUCGCUGCAUUGCGAGAAGCGGAAACCAAUCCAGCCAAGCGAGCCAGGAAAGAUGAUGUUGCGGUUCAAGAGCAAGGUCUUGAUUUCAUACGAAAUCUCAUUGGGGGAGCUGGUCAAGGCAGUACGUCAGAGACAACGGAUAUGAUAGACUACCUAUUUGCUGCUCUGGGACAGGACAGAGUCUUCGAAAUUCUGGCCUCCAAACUCCGACCGAAGGUCAUCCACCUAUUUGGUCGGAGAGGCUCUAACUCAGAAGCACGAGUCGUUCCUCCGCAGUCUGAAAUCAUCAUUGCGGUUGGAUACAUCCUCGUCCACAUGGCCGCGAGUAUUCCUCGUCAUCGACAGCUGGUGAUUGCGCAGACGGACCUACUCAAGCUCCUGGUUCCACAAUUCAGUCAUGAGAGUUGUGAUGUAAGACUAGCGCUUUGUUGGUUGGUUACGAACCUUACUUGGAUGGAUGAUGCUAGUGAUGCGCAUGCUUGUGCACAGCGGGCGAACGAAUUGAAGAAGUUGGGCUUCUUGGCUAAAUUGGAGAUGCUGGAGCAUGAUCCGGAGUUGAAUGUAAGAGAGAGGUCGAAGUCUGCGGCUUGGCAGAUGAAACAGAAGUAUUAGGCACGGAAAUUGGGCUAGGGG
Messenger RNA from Hymenoscyphus albidus, 3454 nucleotides. The record is from the annotation of a GenBank genome assembly. Lineage: Eukaryota; Fungi; Ascomycota; Leotiomycetes; Helotiales; Helotiaceae.